Messenger RNA from Alnus glutinosa, 2552 nucleotides. Its product is annotated as probable thimet oligopeptidase. Gene Ontology annotation, biological process: peptide metabolic process; proteolysis. Gene Ontology annotation, molecular function: metalloendopeptidase activity. The transcript is spliced from 20 exons. Lineage: Eukaryota; Viridiplantae; Streptophyta; Magnoliopsida; Fagales; Betulaceae. The record is from RefSeq and is a predicted model, not a curated record. Bases 101 to 2230 code for a protein of 709 amino acids.
AACUGAAAAUGAUCCGCGUAGCUUUAAAAACGUCGAUUGCAUUGCAUUCCCUCCUAAUUGCCGUUUGGUGAGCGAGAAAGCAGAGUGGGAGAAAGAGAAAAUGACGGAAGGUGAAGGAAAGAGCAAGAAAAUGGCCACGGAGGAGAAGAGAGACCGGACAAACCUACUCGCUCUAACCGGAACAGCUGCACUGCUCGCUCUCGCGGUCAACCUCGUUGUCUCCGCCUUCAACUCCCACAAGAAAAGGACAAAGAAGAAAGAUCUUCCAGGGUCUAGUGUUCGUGCUAAUCUCUCGGCGUCGGAGAUUCGCAGAUUGGCUGACCGAAUCAUUGCGAACUCUAAAGUGGUUCAUGACAGAGUUGCUUCUGUUCCUCUCGACAAGGUUACGUACACGAACGUUGUUUCGCCUCUGGCAGAAUUAGAGGCACAACUGUUUCCAAUGAUACAGUCUUGUGUGUUUCCGAAGUUGGUGUCCACUUCGGAUGAUGUGCGCAAAGCGAGUGCCGAAGCUGAGCGGAAAAUAGAUGGUCAUGUUCUGGUUUGCAGCAAGCGUGAAGAUGUAUACCGUGUUGUCAAAGCCAUCGCUGCAAGGGGGGAGUGGAUGAGUGCUGAAGCUAAACACUACAUUCAGAGACUGGUAAGAGACUUUGAGCGGAAUGGUUUGAACCUUACUGUAGCCAAGAGAGAGCAAAUGCAGCACUUGAAAGAUCAAAUAGAUGAGCUAAGCUUGCGAUAUAUAAAAAAUCUGAAUGAUGAUAGUCCUUUUCUUCUCUUCAGUGAGGCUGAGUUAGCUGGUUUACCGCCAGAUUUCCUCAAGGGCUUAGACACAGCUGAAAAUGGUAAAUUCAAGGUCACUCUAAGAAGUAAUUUUGUUGCAGCAGUGCUGGAACUUUGCAAGGUAGGAAGGACAAGGAAGAUGGUAGCUGUGGCAUAUGGGAGGAGAUGUGGAGAAGCCAAUCUUUCGGUCUUAAAGAAUUUGGUCCAACUGCGCCAUAAAUAUGCUCGGUUACUUGGCUAUUCAAACUAUGCAGACUAUGUUGUGGAUCUUAGAAUGGCGAAGACACCCUCAAAGGUAUUUGAGUUCUUAGAGGACAUCUCCAUCAAUUUAACUGACUUGGCGACUAGAGAACUUAAUAUCUUGAAAGACUUAAAGAAGAAAGAGGAAGGAGAUAUUCCGUUUGGAAUGGAGGAUCUAUUAUACUAUAUAAAGAGGGUCGAAGAACAGAAGUUUGAUCUUGACUUUGGAGCUCUUAAGCAAUACUUUCCUUUCAAUUUGGUUUUAUCUGGGGUCUUCAAAAUUUUCCAGGACCUUUUUGGUUUAAGGUUUGAGGAAAUUUCAGGUGCUGAGGUUUGGCAUGGUGAUGUUCGUGUUUUCUCAGUUUUUGACUUAAGUUCUGGUGAACUCUUGGGUUACUUCUAUUUAGAUAUGUACACAAGGGAAGGAAAAUAUGGUCAUACCUGUGUUGUGGCUCUUCAAAACGGUGCAUUAUCAUUAGAUGGUGCGCGGCAGGUAGCAGUGGCACUACUGAUUUCUCAAUUUGAAAAAGACAUUGGUGGUCAUCCUGGGCUGUUGCGAUUCUCUGAAGUGGUUAAUCUUUUCCACGAAUUUGGACAUGUGGUCCAGCAUAUUUGCAAUCGUGCAACAUUUGCUAGAUUUUCUGGGCUGCGUGUAGAUCCUGACUUCGUGGAGAUCCCUGCUCAGGUGCUAGAAAACUGGUGUUAUGAGAGCUUUGCUCUGAAGUUGAUAUCUGGUUUCCAUCAGGAUAUCACAAAGCCCAUCAAGGAUGAGAUAUGUAAAUCACUCAAAAGAUGGCGACAUUCCUUUUCUGCGCUUAAAUUGAAGCAAGAAAUACUUUAUUGUCUUUUUGAUCAAAUCAUACAUUCUGCUGACAAUAUUGACGUUGUUGAGUUAUUCAAGCAUCUCCAUCCAAAGGUGAUGUUAGGUUUGCCAGUGUUGGAAGGAACCAGUCCAGCUUCAUGUUUUCCACGUACUGCUAUUGGUUAUGAAGCUGCUUGUUACAGUCGUAUCUGGAGUGAGGUUUUUGCAGCUGAUAUAUUCACCUCAAAGUUUAGUGGUAAUCCUUCCAACCAGUACGUUGGCAUGCAGUUCAGGAACAAGGUAUUGGGCCCAGGAGGAGCCAAGGAACCUGUUGAACUUCUGUCAGACUUUCUUGGAAGAGAACCAUCAAUUCAAGCUUUUGUUGACAGCAAAGCCGAGUAUAGUUUGUGAUGUAAAUAGCCUCGGUAACUUCUCUCUACUGCAAGACAAAAUUCACUUGGCAUCCUGCAAUUUUGUUGCCAGCAGAAAUUAUAGUUUUUGCGAAGUUAUUAUCAAUCUUUCGUGUUCAAAUUGCUGAUCACAUCUUUCUUGUACUGGUUAUAUUAUCUAUAGCAGCAAUGAAUUCUUAACGGACGUUAGCAGUAAUGAAUCAUUUACAGCUGAGAGUCCUACAUGUUUAGUUGCCAGAAAAAGUUAAAGGAUGUUUUCUUUUGGUUUUGUAUUUAUAUUUUGUAGAUAACCCUUAUGGCUCAGACUGAUACAUUUCACUGCU